CACCCGCCCGGGAGCAGCUGAUUGACAAUUCAAGCGCAAACUCUGCGCUGUGUUCUUUGACUGUUCUGGUUCGACUUGUCUUUUAGGGUAGAACUGCCAUCAUGAGUAGACCUCAUGCUGUCUCGCCGAGCUCACCGCGGCUCCCCAGCCCUCCGCCUUUCACAGAGGACCAGAUCGGACCCAAAUCGCCCACCGCUGAUCCGGCCCUGAUGGAUGAAAGGUCGGCGGCCAAGGCAGAUGCAGUAGCAACGCGACGGAUCCGUCCGGGUACAAAGGCAGCGGACAUGACUUCCGGUCCUCCGUUAAUUCCCCUACAAGACCUGGACUCGCCAUUCCAAUUACAAGAGCAUUUGAAAGCACUACACUACAAUCUCACGCACCCGCCUAACCUCGACCACACGGUUCCCAUUACGCGAUCAUUGGCCCAGAUCCUUGCUGAACCGCCGUCGAAUAUUGACCGGUCACUAUGGCUAUACGAACUUUGUCGGUUUUUGACAAUGCGCAUCAAUACCAUAAUCAUCAACCUCUUCAGCGAUACCCCAUCAUGCUCAGCACAAACGUGCCCCGAGAUGCGCGCGUCAGAAUGGCAAUAUCUCUGUGCCGUACAUGACCCGCCAAAAUCUUGUUGUGCAAUCGACUAUUGCUGCCACACGCUGGACUGGGCUGGCAACAUUCUCACCUCUCCAAAGCAUUUCCCCAGUCGACUAACACUGGGCUCCGAGUCUGGUGGUGGGACACAGCAGGGGGUGCGGCAACUGACUAAUAUUUUCCGUAGACUGUACAGGAUCUUUGCCCAUGCGUGGUUUCAGCACCGCCAUGUCUUCUGGCAAGUCGAAGGCAACGAGGGAUUGUAUGUCUUUUUCAAGACUGUGAGCGACGCGUAUAAUCUGAUCCCCGAGGAUAACUAUACCAUCCCCGCUGAAGCGGAGCAUGUUGAUCAGGAACUGGAAGCAGAGGAUGUGCGGCUAGACCAGCCUCUCCAAACGCCGGUUGUUUUCAGUCGAAGAGAACACUCGCGACAACAAGAACCAACAACCCCCGAAAAAGAAAAGGGCAAAGGAAGGAAGCGGGAAAAGGACCUCGGGACGGAUACCGCGAGAUUGGCGCCGGGAUCUACUACAAGUGGAGGAGUCACGCCUACAGCAACAACUGCUACCAGAAGACACAAACCUACACCCUCAACCGGAUCGGCAGUAAUGACCGUCGUUGAAGAGGACGAGGACGAAAAGCGAAACGAGGGAAUAGAGCCCUUCCCUGCUCAUGGCGAGCCAGUCGAGUUGCAGAGCGGACAGGAAGGGUCCACGGACAAGGCUGAAGAUCCUGCGAAAAACCAGCCAUUUGAUGAAAGGCCAGAGGCCGAAUCUACAGAAGAACCUACAGAAUCCGCACCGCCAACAGCAUCCACUGAGCAGGAUGGUGGUGAUGAUGAUGGCAAACCAACCGAUACCCAGAAAUCGGAGCAAUCCGAAGCACCAUCGGUCGAAGUAACUUCCGAAUCGACUCCCGAGGAACAAGCAGAGCCAUCGUCAUCCACAGAGGACAGAUCGGCCGAGCCGCUGGCAGAGGAGGAAGCCAAGAGCCACGACGCAAUCCCAUCAAAUCAACCAUCAUCAUCAGCAGCAGAAGACUCUGAUCCCAAGCCUGGCCCUGAACCCGAAGUCUCCACUGAAACCACCAACGCGCCUACCUCGCAACACUCAGCGAACCAGGCCUCAUCUUCAUCUUCUACUUCUUUGCCUGCCGCUACCUCAAACGAGCCUCACGAAUCAAAUACAAAACCAGCUCCCGCCGAAGAGCCAGACAACGACCUUUCGUCAUCCUCCAGCACUGCGGAAGAUGGACCCGAGAAGGACAUUUCCAACUCAACCUCGGCCGCGGCCGCAACCGCACCUCCGACGACCUCUGCGCCCGAAAUCGCAGAGCAUACCGAGCAGUCCGUCCCCUCUCUUUCUUCUUCUUCCGCCAAUAACACCGAGCCCACCGAGUCCACCGCGCCCGAAGAAACACCUCAUCCUACUUCUUCUUCUACUUCUCAUCCCGAACCAAAAGAGCCAGCGGCCGAACAAUCCGAGCCACCCGCAAUCUCGGAAUCAACGCCAGAAGAUAAGACAGCAGAAGCCAGCAAAGUCGAAGGUGAAGGUACUUAGCAGUGAAGAAACACCAAUUACUACCUACCUUGUAUUUAAAAAAACUCGACCUGUUGAGAACAUACAGAAGAUGAUGACUAUGAGACUAUGAUGACGGGUUGCUGGGCUGCUGGGAUCUGAGUAUUGCGGUGUCACGGUGUGGACAUGCUCGCUCAAGGCUUAUUGGACUCGUGUACUCUGUAGAGUCGUCGGCUCGUCGGCUCGUCGGCUCGUCGGCUCUUGGACUCGUGGGCUGGGCCUAAUGGUUUGAGGCAGGAAUUUGAUGAAAUACACCCGAAAUAAUUUUUCGUAUGCUGUACCCUUUGUAACUUUAGUGCCGUCGAGCGGGAUGAAUCUAGAUUAUGUUUUUAAUUUAAUUUAGUAGCGAUACCAGGUUUUAUCAUUGCUUGUUUACUUGCUUUCGUGCAUACCUGCUUGCUUUUUUUCGUCCUC
Molecule: messenger RNA, 2579 nt
Organism: Xylona heveae TC161
Lineage: Eukaryota; Fungi; Ascomycota; Xylonomycetes; Xylonales; Xylonaceae
Exons: 2
Coding region: 102-2147 (681 amino acids)
Cellular component (GO): cytoplasm
Source: RefSeq, a predicted model, not a curated record